Thamnophis sirtalis is the source of this 5809-nucleotide messenger RNA. NCBI's taxonomy places the organism in Eukaryota, Metazoa, Chordata, Lepidosauria, Squamata, Natricidae. The record is from RefSeq and is a predicted model, not a curated record.
CCCCCCGGCGCGCAGGAAGCGGCGGCGCAGGGGGCGGCGGAGGCGACGCCGCGUCCUCCCGCCCUAGGCGGGCCGCGGAGCGUUGCUGGGCCCAGGCGGCGGCUGAGGAGGCCCUGCCCGCCGCUCCUCCCGGGCCUCCCGAGAGAAUAUGAAACAGGCGUCAAAAUGACAUCCAGAUUUGGGAAGACAUAUAGCAGGAAAGGUGGUAAUGGCAAUUCAAAAUUUGAUGAAGUUUUUUCAAACAAACGGACCACUCUUAGUACAAAAUGGGGAGAAACGACCUUUAUGGCCAAGCUAGGCCAGAAGAGGCCCAACAGCAAGCCAGAUAUUUCCGAGAUCCCUAAGAAACCCAAAGUAGAAGAGGAAGCAAUAGAAGAUCCAUUUGGAUUUGACAGCGAUGAAGAAUCAUUGCCAGUUUCUUCCAAGAACAUGUCCCAAGCGAAAGGCUCUGCUCAGUUGGAGUCACUUGAAGCUUCUCAGCCUGGAGACUUUUCCUCUGUACUUGAGUCUAAUAGCAAAUUUCCUCCCUUGGUUGGUGAAGACCCUUUGUCCAGCAGAGUUGUGUCUUUUGAUAAUGCCUUGCAUGACUUGAAAGAGAAGAAUUCGGCCAGAAACACGGCAGAAGAAGACUUCAGAAGUAGCAAUGCUAUCCCUCUAGCUGCAGAUACUGCACUGAAUUAUUCCGAGGACAAUGAGAACAGCCAUUUCCUCUACAAGAAUGCUGAAGACAGUAGUGUUAACGCUCAAAUAGCAGAAAUUUCUGGAUACAACAUUGAACUCAAGGAAUCACAUGACUCUUGGGAUUGCCAUAUUGCCAAUAGAGACUCCCCUUCAGACGUAUCCCAUACUAAAUCGCUAAUCACUGGCUUAUAUGAUUGGGAAGAUGAGAAUGAGGAUGCCCAAAGAGGAGAAUAUAUGUUAGGAUUUGAUGACGAUCCACUUUCAGAGAUAAAACACAAGGAUGAAGAGCUGGUCAAGGAAGACAUGGAGAGCGCAAAGGAAGCCAUUAACGAAGAACUGAUGCAAACUGUUCUCAGGCCGAGUAACUGUCGGACAUACUGUAGAUCAAGCAAAACAAAAUUGCAGGGAAUGUCAAAUUUUGAUAAGCUGCUGGAUGGCACCCUUCAACCUCUAGCCAAAGCAAACAGUGAUUCAAAUGCAGAUGGUGUGAACCCAGUAAGAAAAGUUGCUGUAAGUAGUGGGACCAGUUUUAAAGGCACAGGAAGGACUAGAGACUACACUGUUCUCCAUCCAUCCUGCUUAUCGGUUUGCAACGUCACCAUACAAGACACUAUGGACCGCAUGGAUGAAUUCGCCACGGCCGCACCCACUGACCUGGGGGAAGCGGGCCGCCUGCGGAAGAAAGCCGACAUCGCUACGGCCAAGACCACGACUCGAUUCCGACCUAGCAAUACCAAAUCCAAGAAAGAUGUCAAAUUAGAAUUUUUUGGCUUCGACGACAACGACGAAGGCGGGGGUGGUGAAGGCGGGUCCAGAACAUCUGGGAGCUCCAAUUACAAAAUUAAAUACUUUGGUUUUGAUGACUUAAGUGAAAGUGAGGAUGAUGACGAAGAACGACUGUUAGAGCGGAAAGUCAAUAAAAAAAGAAGCCAAACCAUAGUCGCUUCUUCUUCGCAACAAUCCACUUCGGAUGGAAAUGAGAGCUACUCCCAGGAUAGCCAGUCAAGUUCCAAUUCAGAACACUCGGUAUUUCUGAAGAACAAACUGGGUACCUUUCAGAAAUUAAUGUUCUGUUUUAAUUUUCAGUCACCAACAAAAGCUGUGUACAAUGCUAGACAUUGGAAUCAGCCAGAAUCUGAGGUUCUCCCAGCAACACAAGUGCUGAAAAAUCCCAACGUUCCAGCAAGGUCUUCGAAAGAGGCAGUUCCUAAAGAUGAUGGGGUAUUCAAAGCUCCAGCACCACCUCCCAAAGUGAUAAAAACUGUGACUUUACCAACUCAGCCCUAUCAGGAGAUAGUAACUGCCUUGAAAUGUAGGAAAGAAGAUAAAGAAUUAUACACUGUCGUGCAACAUGUGAAACACUUCAACGAUGUGGUAGAAUUUGGAGAAAACCAAGAGUUCACGGAUGACAUUGAGUAUUUAUUAAGUGGACUGAAGAGCAAUCAGCCCCUAAACACCCGUUGCCUUAGUGUUAUCAGUCUGGCGACUAAGUGCGCCAUGCCCAGUUUCCGAAUGCAUUUGAGAGCACAUGGAAUGGUUGCGAUGGUCUUCAAAACACUGGAUGACUCACAGCACCACCAGAACUUGUCGCUUUGUACAGCAGCUUUAAUGUAUAUCUUGAGCAGAGAUCGCUUAAACAUGGAUCUAGACAGAGCCAGCUUAGAUUUAAUGAUCCGACUUCUGGAGCUCGAGCAGGAUUCCUCCUCCUCCAAGUUGCUUAAUGAAAAAGACAUGAACAAAAUCAAGGAAAAAAUCCGAAGGCUCUGUGAAACUGUUCAUAAUAAACAUCUGGAUCUCGAAAACAUAACGACUGGUCAUUUGGCCAUGGAGACCCUUCUCUCUCUCACUUCAAAGCGGGCAGGCGACUGGUUUAAAGAAGAGCUGCGACUUCUGGGUGGUCUUGAUCAUAUUGUAGAUAAAGUUAAAGAGUGUGUGGAUCAUUUAAGCAGCGAUGAGAAUGAAGAGAAAUUGGUUGCUUCACUCUGGGGAGCGGAAAGAUGUUUACGGGUCUUGGAAAGUGUAACAGUUCACAAUCCAGAGAAUCAAAGCUAUUUAAUAGCAUAUAAGGAUUCACAGCUCAUCGUCUCUUCAGCUAAAGCAUUGCAGCAUUGCGAGGAGCUAAUCCAGAGAUACAACCGAGCAGAAGACACCAUCUGUCUUGCAGACAGUAAGCCACUGCCUUACCAGAAUGUAACAAACCACGUGGGUAAGGCAGUCGAAGACUGUAUGAGAGCCAUCAUCGGAGUCUUACUCAACUUGACAAAUGAUAAUGAGUGGGGCAGUACCAAAACCGGGGAGCAAGAGGGCCUCAUCGGCACCGCUCUGAACUGUGUGCUUCAGGUUCCAAAAUUCCUACCUCAAGAACAGAGAUUUGAUAUUCGGGUUCUGGGUUUGGGUCUUUUGAUUAAUCUGGUUGAAUACAGCGCAAGAAACAGACAUUGCCUUGUGAAUAUGGAAACAUCGUGUUCCUUUGAUUCCUUCUGCUUGGGAGAAGCUGAGGAGAGCAUAAGCACAUCUGGACAAAUGGCAGCUGUUCAGGCUUUAGUACAGAUCAAUGUGACUACUGUAAGGACAUACUUACCCGACGGGGACUUCUCAAUCAUGACUGAAAUGCUCAAAAAAUUUCUUAGUUUCAUGAAUCUUACCUGUGCAGUUGGAACCACAGGCCAGAAGUCAAUCUCCCGAGUGAUUGAAUACUUGGAACACUGCUAAUCACCCCCAUUGGGCCACAGGCACUCGGAGAAGGAGGAGGGGGCUUUUUCUUUUAGAAAAAGCAGAGGAGGUGGCGACGGAUGUGCUCAGGGGGAUGCGUCAAGAGCAUUCCUCCAGUCUCAUUUUCUCUUUGGAUUUUUAAGGCUACCUGGUCUCCCCACCACAUCUGGCAUUUUCCAAAGGACCGCUACUGCUUCAAUCUGCAAAUUUAUCAAAAAUGAGAGAUCUGGGGACCGAGAGAACUCACAAUGUUUUCUAGUUAACUCAGCGCAGUAUUUCCAUGUAUUUGGCAAAGUUUUAUCCAUCCUCUUUAUUUGUCUGGCUUUUUUGUGACAACCUUCGAAGGGGAAAAAAAUAAUAAUCCUACUGCGGGUAAGGCAACUGCUGUUUACUGUUGAGCCACUGUUCUUCUUUUCAUGCCAGCCAGGGCGAAGGCAGCUUUAGCUACUGAGGUAUCGAGGGGGGAAAAAUAUUCCAAUAAAAAUGCUCUGGACAGCAGCGUUAGCUCUGAUUUGAGUUUAAUUUGCUCUUGUUUUUGAAAGAGAUUAUUCCAAAACGAUUUAAAAAAAAGACAUAGAAAGAUUUUUUUAAAAUACUUUUUGCGAUCUUAACUACUGUCUAUAUUUAAAAAUGUGUUGGAAUCCAAAGAGGUUGAGGCUCGGAUAGUUUAUUUUUUAUACUGCUUUGAUUGAAAAUUGGGUUGUUGGAAGCUACUUCUCAGUUUUUGCAAUUGUUGUGGCCUAAGUACUGUAAACUGAUGGACCGUAUCACGUCAGAGCUCUGAGAGAGGCAUGCAGAAAGAAAAAAGAUCCCCUCCCGGCCGGUGUCUAUAUCUAUAUUUUUUUAAAAAUGCAGUAAAACAAGCCCUGCUAAAGGUUAGUGUGAAACCAUGUUCGAUCCAGGGUAGUUUACACUUCGGAAAUAAGCAAAAACUUCUUAAAUGCUGUCAGUUUGUUUCAAAGAAACAUUGAGCUAAACCAUCCGGCAGACAAAUUUUUCCAAUUAAGGUAAAUCUUUCUAUAGUUUGAGUUUUGAGCAGGUAAACGCAUACAAUACAAAGCCUUAAAUAGCUGAAUAUAGCAAAAAUUUUGUUCAGUGUAGAGUCUAGUUCACAGCAAAGGAUUGUGUUGAGACUUUUGUGGAACAAAGAUCCCUGCAAAAUACUAUUUUUGUUUCAUUCCGUUGUGUUUUUGAACAUUAGGGACCCUCCUGCACUCAUCGUCCCGACGGAAUUGCUCAUGACUUUUAUUAAGCUGGUCUUGAAUCUUCACAAAAGUUUCUUGGGGACACGUGUGUGUGUCACCGACACUUUUCACAUUACUUGUGUUAGGUAGUUGCAUCAUCUUUCUUUGAAUUUGUAAAACUUGAAGCCAUAAAAAAAAUAUUAAGUUCUAUGUAUAAUGAGGGAAGGGAGAAAUAACAGAAAAUCUAACCUGCUUUUUAGAUCUUGUUAUCUCCAUGUAUAAAAUUACAAAACGUGCUUUUGUAUCAGUGCAAGCUGUACAUUUUUUUACACACAGUGGCUGCCUUCUAUGUCUUCCUAUUUUUGAUAAUGCAGAUUGUUGGGAAUUCAGUAUGGAAGUAAGUGAUUAAAAACAAAAGCUUAUCCUCUUCUUUUUUUAAAAAAAAAUGUUCUCACCACUUUUUAAGAAAAACCCCUUCUGUCCCCAAAAACGUACCAGUGUAACUUAGAAAAGACAGCUGAGGCUUAUGUGUUUGCCCUUGGGUGAAGGACAAGGGAGAACAACCGAAUAAAGCUGAACUUGUAAAUUAUUUUUGCGAUGCAGGAUUUUUCUGGAUAUAUUUUUUGGCAUUUUUAGUUUGUAGAGCAAACGGCUUCCAGUUUGAGUUUGAUUUCAUGUAGCUUUUUAAGUUAGGCUUUUUGUGUGUGCGCCAUGGCGAAGGACGAUUAAAUGCAAUUCUGGGGGAAAUCAGGACCCACCCUUCUCUGUUACACUGGUAAAUGACCUGAAUGGGAAUUGAUUAAAGUCUUGUGUUGACAGUUUUUAAUUAACAAGCACUGAAUGGAUGCAGAUGGUCUGGGGGAGGGGGGGAUAAGAGUCAGGGGAAACGCCCCCUGUGGAGCUGCAGUGUAUUUUCUUGUUUAAAACCCUCAUCAAACUCUGCAUUUCAAUGGGUACUUGAGGCAACCUUCAAAUUGAAAAGUUUUAAAAUAAAACUACUUUUUUUUCCAUUGUAAAUAUAUGUGUAAAUAAGCGCAAUUGGAAACUAGAACCGUAGAGUACUUUUCUGAAUCCAAUCCUAUUUUUAUUUUAUACAGUAUUUCUCAGCUGUGAUCUUUGGAGCAAAAAGCCAACGGCAGGAAUAAUAGUUUGUACCAGUUUCAUGAAGUAUGUCUUUUGGUUUUUGUAAAUAAUUUUAACUCGAAUAAAAAUUGCUACUUUCAAUACAUAAA